This is a messenger RNA of Temnothorax curvispinosus, 2163 nucleotides long. RefSeq names its product G patch domain-containing protein 4. The transcript is spliced from 2 exons. Bases 86 to 1819 code for a protein of 577 amino acids. The record is from RefSeq and is a predicted model, not a curated record. Gene Ontology annotation, molecular function: nucleic acid binding. Gene Ontology annotation, cellular component: nucleolus. Gene Ontology annotation, biological process: regulation of ribosome biogenesis. Lineage: Eukaryota; Metazoa; Arthropoda; Insecta; Hymenoptera; Formicidae.
UACAUAUACAUCCGACAACUUGGCCACCUAAGCAAUCACGUGAAUCACGCAACAAAAUUCAUUGCCCACCUCUACGAUCGCGAGGAUGGUCCCGUCCCGCGCGAGAGAGAUGAUGAUGAAAUGCGGUUGGACGGAAGGAAAAGGACUCGGUAAGGAUGAAUGCGGCAUAACGGAACCUGUAAAACUCGCGACAACUCAGAAUAAAGCGGGUAUAGGAUACAGCGAGAACAAUCCCUGGUGGGAAAAGAUGUUUGACGACGCCAUCAAAAAUGUUAAGGUCACGUCGCACGGUGACGAGGUUUCUUUGUCUGUUGUCAGUGAUACGGACGCUUCGCGCCUUGGAGGCGAAUGCAUGAUCAGUGGGAGAAAAUUUACACCUAGACGUUACACUAAGAACUGGAAUGACUGGAAAACAUUUGUAAAGUCAGAGGUCUCAUUCGAUGACCAAAAGCUUACGCUUACAAACCCGUAUAGCUGUGAUACAUUUACAAGGCCUAUAUUAAUGAGGAAACCUCCUCUCGAUCAGACAACUUCAAUAUGUUUCGGCGAAAUGAUGGACGAAACAACGGGACACAAUCUUACGUCAUCAGGUGGAAAAUUGGAAAGGAUCGCGGAGCAGGAUAGAAUACUUUUAAAUAAGUCUCUAUCAGAUACAACUCUGACCAGGGAGAACGACACGAGCUAUAGGAAGACGAAUGUAGAAUCAGACGUGGAGGAGAAGGAGCAUGAAAUAGAUAGCAUUGAAAGCAUAUUGCAAUUUGAUGGAAAUUGGAUGUCCUGCAAGUCCAGAACCAGAAAGAAGAAAGAUAAAAAAAGAAUACAUAUGCUAGUGACACGACUAGGCGCUUGUAAUUUAGAGAAAGAAAGGCAUGACUUUCCGAAGAUUAGGACGCUUUGCCAAAAGAUGAAGAAAAACAAAGAGAAAAAAGUAGAUAAAAGCACGCUGUUGACUUGUUUAGCGACGGAUACAUCAGGCCAGGUAACAAUGUCUCAAAGUCCAGAAGUCCACGGUAAUAAAUCUCGGGUAUCAAAUUCAUUUAAAGAGAGAAGGUCUAGAAUGAAUACAUUAAUUAAUAUAUUACAAAGCGGAAAAAGUGUAAAUGAGAAGGACAGCGUUGGGCAUAAAAUAGAAUUAAGUCCGGAAUUGACAAAUAGUAUCGAGGGAAACAAAGUGACAGAUAAGCGAUGUAAAGACUGCAUAAUCGAUUUAGAUGCAGAGAAGCAAGAUUAUGAUCGAUAUUCGAUGCGAAAUUUAAGAUGGGACGCUUUAAAACUAGAUAUUCCUGAAAACCAUCCCGUUUUAAAACUCGGUGUGGUAGGUGAAUUGCCAGGACUCCGUAAAGAGCUCCUUUAUGCCGCAAAGGAAUGCGGCAUAACGGAACCUGUAAAACUCGCGACAGCUCAGAAUAAAGAGGGUAUAGGAUACAGCGAGACCAAUCCCUGGCGGGAAAAGAUGUUUGACGAUGCCAUCAAAAAUGUUAGGGUCACGUCGCGCGGUGACGAGGUUUCUUUGUCUCUUGUCAGUGAUACUUGUUCACCUAGAAUUUACAGAACUGAAGAAUUUGAGAACUGGAAACAUCCAGACCGGGAAGACCGUUUGAAAUGCCAACUCAUUAAUAACCAUAAAUUAAAGAAAGAAAGUAAGAGACGGUGUAAGAAACAGUUGGGGGAAAUUAUCGCCUCAGUAGUAAGGCGUGGACGUUUCAACCAUCAGGUAAAUUCUGUAAUAAAUGAUUUAACGUCAUUCAGUCUUACCGAAGAGGUAAAGGCAGAUACCAUUAAAAAAAAACCUACUCAAACUCACCGCACAUCUGUUUAGAAAUAAAAAAAGGUAAACCAAAAAUAAAAUAAAAUAAUACUCGAAUAAUUAAGUAACUUUUUGUAUGUAUACUUUUGCUUUUAUAAUUUCAAGAUAUUUUUAACAUAUAAAUUGCAAAAAUGAUGUGUAGAAAUAACUUGACUGCCUUAAAAGAAUGUCUAAUAAUAGUCUGUAAAUUAUACAUAACUGAUAAAAAAUAUGGAUAUGACUAUUUAGCACUUAUUCAUUGAAUUAUUCGCUCGUUAAUCAUGCAAUUCUAACAAAAAUUGAUCUGAUUUUUAUUUUUAUAGUACAUUCCGUGCUCCAUUUUUAAUCUUUUAUUUUAUAUACAUAUAAUACUGCAA